AUGGAGGGAAAAGAAGGGGGAAGAAAAUCUGCAGAAUACGAAGCAGUGAUCAGUGCAGGCCCGCAUCUGAAACGCCUCCAACAGGCGCACGCUCACCUGGUGGUGACGGGCUGUCACCGGAGCCGUGCUCUGCUGACGAAGCUGCUCACGCUAUCGUGCGCCGCGGGUUCCAUCGCCUACACUCGCCGCCUGUUCCGCUCCUUUUCCGACCCAGAUUCUUUCCUCUUCAAUUCCCUCAUCAAAGCCUCUUCAAAAUUCGGUUUUUCUCACGAUACCGUUUUCUUCUACCGUCGCAUGCUCCAUUCUCGCAUUGCCCCUUCCACCUAUACCUUCACUUCCGUCAUCAAGGCCUGCGCCGAUAUCUCCGAUAUCCGACUCGGCGCGAUUGUCCAUUCCCACGUUUUUGUUUCUGGGUAUGUCGCAGAUUCCUUCGUCCAAGCCGCAUUGGUCACGUUCUACGCGAAAUCAUGCAUCCCUCAUGUUGCGCGGAAGGUGUUCGACGAAAUGCCCCAGAAAAGUACAGUUGCUUGGAACUCCAUGAUUUCGGGGUACGGGCAGAAUGGUCUUGCCCGUGAGGCUGUUGAGGUUUAUAACAUGAUGCGUGAAUCCGGGGUCCAGCCUGAUUCUGGGACAUUCGUUUCGGUAUUAUCUGCUUGCUCUCAACUGGGGUCGCUUCAUUUGGGGUGUUGGCUGCAUGAGUGCAUUGUGGGGAGUGGAAUUACAAUGAACGUUGUUCUUGCUACCUCGUUGGUGAACAUGUUUUCGCGGUGCGGUGACGUUGGAAGAGCACGUGCGGUUUUUGAUUCGAUGAACGAGGGGAAUGUUGUUUCGUGGACGGCUAUGAUAUCCGGGUACGGGAUGCAUGGUUAUGGUGUUGAGGCAAUGGAGGUUUUUCGUCGAAUGAGGGAACGAGGGGUGGUGCCUAACACUGUAACUUUUGUUGCUGUGUUAUCUGCAUGUGCGCAUGCAGGGUUAAUUGAUGAAGGGCGUGUAGUAUUUGCAAGCAUGAAGCAAGACUAUGGUGUGGUGCCGAGCGUGGAGCACCACGUUUGUAUGGUUGAUAUGUUUGGACGAGGUGGGUUGCUCAAUGAAGCAUACAAGUUUGUUAAAGGACUUCGACCUAAGGAGCUUGUUCCGGCGGUGUGGACGGCGAUGCUUGGAGCUUGCAAAAUGCAUAAGAAUUUUGAUAUUGGGGUGGAGGUUGCUGAGCAUCUCAUCAAUGCGGAGCCAGAGAAUCCUGGUCAUUAUGUGUUGCUAUCUAACAUGUAUGCAUUGGCUGGGAGAAUGGAUAGGGUGGAAUCCGUUAGGAAUGUGAUGAUCCAAAGAGGCCUUAAGAAGCAAGUGGGUUAUAGCACCAUAGACGUAGAUAACAGGAGUUAUCUUUUUAGCAUGGGUGACAAGUCUCACCCUGAGACCAAUGAAAUUUAUCGUUACUUGGAUGAGUUGAUGUGGAAGUGCAAGGAUGCGGGCUAUGCACCUGCACCUGAGUUGGCGAUGCACGAGUUGGAAGACGAAGAAAGGGAGUAUGCCCUCAGAUACCACAGUGAGAAGCUUGCAGUGGCCUUUGGGCUGAUGAAAACUGGUCAUGGAGUGACACUAAGGGUUGUCAAGAACCUUCGGAUAUGUGAAGACUGUCAUUCAGCAAUUAAGUUCAUAUCUGUUGUAACGAAUAGAGAGAUAAUUGUUCGGGAUAAGCUUCGUUUCCAUCAUUUUAGAGAAGGCUCGUGUUCUUGUUUAGAUUAUUGGUGA
This is a messenger RNA of Sphenostylis stenocarpa, 1749 nucleotides long. The record is from the annotation of a GenBank genome assembly. Lineage: Eukaryota; Viridiplantae; Streptophyta; Magnoliopsida; Fabales; Fabaceae.